ACGCCAUUUAUUUCUACGAUUGUUAUGUUAGUGAAAUUUCGUAUAAAUUUGAAUAAGAUGGUUAAGGCAAAUGUAUUAUUGGGCGUGAUUUUCGUGGUGCAAGUGAUGGUUGGCUUUCCUUUCAACGCGAAGGGGUUGAGCAUGAAUUACUACAUCAUGAAUUGCCCUUUCGCCGAACAGAUUGUGAGGAACACUGUCGACAGCGCACUCCAAAAGGACCCAACUCUCGCCGCCGGUCUUGUCCGUAUGUUCUUCCACGACUGUUUCAUCGAGGGAUGCGACGCGUCGAUUCUGCUGGAUUCCACGAAAGACAACACAGCAGAGAAGGAUUCGCCUGCGAACCUCUCUCUGCGGGGCUAUGAGAUCAUAGACGACGCGAAAGAGGAGAUCGAGAAUCAGUGCCCUGGAGUUGUCUCUUGUUCCGACAUUGUCGCUAUGGCUGCAAGAGAUGCUGUCUUUUGGACCGGCGGUCCAGUUUACGACAUGCCGAUGGGAAGAAAGGAUGGAAGAAGGUCUAAAAUCGAAGACACAAGAAAUCUGCCGUCGCCGUUCUUGAACGCCUCUCAACUCAUCCAGACUUUUGGUCAGCGUGGCUUCUCUGUGCAGGAUCUUGUCGCUCUAUCUGGGGCACAUACCCUAGGAGCUGCACGAUGCUCCUCCUUCAAGCCAAGAUUAGCCAACACAGAUUCCACCAUGGACUCCGAAUUCGCCAAGACAUUGUCUAGGACAUGUAAUGCGGGAGACAACGCCGAGCAGCCUUUCGACGACACGCGCAAUGAUUUCGACAGCCUCUACUUCAACGCGCUCCAAAGGAAAUCCGGGGUCCUGUUUUCGGACCAAACCCUGUACAACAGCCCGAGAACGCGGAACAUCGUCAACGGUUAUUCCUUCAACCAAGCCAGGUUUUUCUUUGAUUUCCAACAGGCCAUGGUGAAGAUGAGCAUGCUUGAUGUGAAAGACGGCUCUCAGGGUGAAAUCCGUCAGAAUUGUCGUAGGAUUAACUAGGUUAUUACGUGCGUAUUUAAGAGUGUUUGUAUAAGAUUUUCUGUUUAGUGUCUGCAUGUAAACUUUCAUUGUACGUACCAAUGGUGGAACUUAAUUAAUGUCAUGGAGUGUUGUCUAGUACAAGUACUCUUCAGACC
Molecule: messenger RNA, 1142 nt
Organism: Tarenaya hassleriana
Lineage: Eukaryota; Viridiplantae; Streptophyta; Magnoliopsida; Brassicales; Cleomaceae
Product: peroxidase 47
Exons: 4
Coding region: 25-1005 (326 amino acids)
Biological process (GO): response to oxidative stress; hydrogen peroxide catabolic process
Molecular function (GO): heme binding; peroxidase activity
Source: RefSeq, a predicted model, not a curated record